AUGAAUGCCCCGCCAUCAGAGGAAGUCAUUGAGGAGAUACGGGUCGUGGAUGGGGAAAUAGAUGGGAGGAAGUGUUUUGGGCACAAAGAAGUAGGCAAGAUUGGCUCAAGGAUGGAGAUAAAAAUACAGCAUUCUUCCAUAAAAGGCCGAACAACGGAGACAAAGGAAUACCAUAAGGGGUGUGUUCGACGAAGGGGGUACUUGGAGGGAGGAGGAGGCGGAGGUGGAGGCUGUUUUUGUCAUCAACACGGUGGACAGCAGGGUUACGGGAGAAAUGAACACGUUUUGACAGCAACAUACACGGAGGAAGAGGUAAAGGUAGCCUUGAAACAGAUGCAUCCGACCAAGGCACCUGGGCCGGAUGGGAUGCCCGCAUUAUUCUACAAAAAAUUCUGGGCAGUGGUGGGUGAUGAUACAAUUGCAUAUGUACUCGACAUUCUUAAUAAUGGGGCAGAAAUUGGGCCAAUAAACCAAACCCAUAUUGUUCUUAUCCCGAAAAAGAAGGUGUGUGAGUCAACUAAUGAUUACCGACCGAUUAGCUUGUGCAACGUCCUUUACAAGUUAGUCUCAAAAGUAAUCUCCAACAGGCUCAAGCUCGUUCUUCCCCAUGUAAUUAGCGAGGCACAUAGUGCUUUUGUCCCGUGUCGGCUAAUCACGGAUAAUGUUCUUGUUGCGUAUGAAAUGUUCCAUUAUCCCAGGAAAAAGAAAAAGGGCGUGAAGGGGCAUAUGGCUAUGAAACUAGAUAUGAGCAAGGCAUACGACAGAGUGGAAUGGGAAUUUGUAGAGGGAAUAAUGCUGAAGCUGGGGUUUGACAGAUCCUUUGUUACACUCGUGAUGCGGUGUAUCUCCUCAAUAUCUUACUCCAUUCUCUUCAACGAGGGACUUUCGUCCUUACUCCAAGAUGCAGAGAAACGGAAGGUAAUUCAUGGUAUUAAGAUAAGCAGGAAUGUGCAACCCAUAUCAUACCUCUUUUUCGCAGAUGACAGCCUCCUAUUUACAAGAGCAUGCGAGACAAAAGCAGAUACCAUAUUGGACAUCCUUACUUCUUAUAAACUUGCUUCGGGCCAGAAGAUUAAUUUGGAAAAAUCGGAGGUCUCCUUCAGCCGAAAUGUGAGCAUCGAUACGCAGAAUAUGCUUCAGAUGAAGUUGAACUUUACGGCGUGGGGGCAAAAAGGUGAGGAAAGGAAGCUCUCCCUCAUAAUCUGGGAAAGAUUGUGCAAAUCGAAAGACUCGGGAGGAGUAGGCCUAAGAGACCUUAGAGCCUUCAAUAUCGCUCUUCUGGCAAAGCAAUGUUGGCGAAUCAUCAACUAUCUGAACUCCCUGGCAGCAAUGGUGCUAAAGGGGAAGUAUUUCCCUCGAACAUCUUUCUGGGAGGCAACUGUUCCCCCACACGCCAGUUUUACUUGGCGUUUCAUUUUGUCUGCUAGGGAUUUGGUGAAGAGUGGCACGAAGUGGAUUCUGGGUAACGGUAGGGCUAUACGCUUCUGGUCAGACUCAUGGGUCGAAGGGCUGCCAGGGGGUCGAAUUGUAACCCCUCCAGUGACCAUUGAAAUGGCCGCUAUGUGUGUGGCUGAUAUGAGGAGUAGUGAUGGUGCGGGCUGGGAUGCAGCACAACUCGAAGCCCUUCUAACAGAACAAGAAGCUGAAGCGGUGAAGAGUAUGAAUAUGUCAGAGAGUGGGCAACCUGACAUUCUUUGUUGGUCUCACACGAAGAACGGGGAGUUCACAGUUAGAAGUGCGUACCAUAGCCACAUUACUCGUAUGAAAGGUGAUGAUAGCACAUCAGCUACUAGUGCAAACAAUAUACUAUGGAGGUGA
Messenger RNA from Spinacia oleracea (spinach), 1818 nucleotides. RefSeq lists its product as uncharacterized. The transcript is spliced from 4 exons. Bases 1 to 1818 code for a protein of 605 amino acids. NCBI's taxonomy places the organism in Eukaryota, Viridiplantae, Streptophyta, Magnoliopsida, Caryophyllales, Amaranthaceae. The record is from RefSeq and is a predicted model, not a curated record.